Messenger RNA from Manihot esculenta (cassava), 2149 nucleotides. RefSeq names its product ferrochelatase-2, chloroplastic. Gene Ontology annotation, biological process: heme biosynthetic process. The record is from RefSeq and is a predicted model, not a curated record. Gene Ontology annotation, molecular function: protoporphyrin ferrochelatase activity. Lineage: Eukaryota; Viridiplantae; Streptophyta; Magnoliopsida; Malpighiales; Euphorbiaceae. The coding region runs from base 398 to 1921 and encodes 507 amino acids. The transcript has 10 exons.
UAGUGGCUGUCUUUCCCAGUUUGUGAUAAGUCGCUCUCCACUCCACAGGGUCCCUUCACCCUCUUUUGUUCAAUGCAAAGAACCUCUACAGUUCUACUCUUCGAUGUGCUAAUCCUUCAUCUUUUUCUCAUACCCAAAAAGCGGAAGAGAACAUCUUCUUCUUCUUCUUCUUCCUUCCAACCCCAUUUUCAUUUCCCUUAGGAAGCUUAUUACUUCUCUUUUUUUGCUUAUUUGUCGUGAUCCAUUUCUGGGUUCUCACUUUUAGAACAAGUGAAACUGAAAAAAGAAGAAAAAGGUGUAGAUACAGGUGCAUCAGGUGAUUUCUUAACUUGGGUAGGUUCAUUAUUGUGGAGAACUGAAGCUGGUUGGUGGUCUUCUUGUUAAUCGGUACACCAAAAUGAAUUGUGGAGCAAUGAACGUUGCACCGACAACUUCGUAUGCUUCUCGGAGUCCAUUUGUUUCUCGUUCUGCUGCAUCUCGCAAUUCGAAGUUCCCACUGUUGUUGCCGCAGGCAAUUUGUACCCCUCAGAGGAUCUGCUGUUUCACUAAUCUCUCGAAGUAUAAUUCUUCUUUGGGAUCGUCUAAGCAACAGCUGAAUAAGUGGAUGCUGCCUUUGGGAUCAGUGGUGACUUCCAAAUCUCAAAAUAUCUCCACUGCACCUCUCACUGGUGAUGAGAGGAUAGGAGUUUUAUUGCUCAAUCUUGGAGGUCCGGAGACUCUUGAAGAUGUGCAGCCUUUCCUCUUUAAUCUUUUUGCUGACCCGGACAUCAUUCGCCUGCCAAGAUUGUUUCGUUUUCUUCAAAAGCCCUUGGCACAAUUCAUAUCUGUUGUAAGGGCACCCAAGAGCAAAGAAGGCUAUGCUUCAAUUGGUGGUGGUUCACCUCUACGGCAGAUAACUGAUGCACAGGCUGAGGAAUUGAAGAAGUCUCUUUGGGAAAAGCAAGUGCCAGCAAAGGUAUAUGUUGGUAUGCGAUAUUGGCACCCAUUCACUGAAGAAGCCAUUGAACAGAUAAAAAGAGAUGGGAUCACAAAGCUUGUUGUGCUUCCACUUUAUCCACAGUUCUCAAUAUCAACUAGUGGUUCAAGCCUUCGUCUCUUAGAGAGUAUAUUCCGAGAAGAUGAAUAUCUUGUCAACAUGCAACACACAGUGAUACCUUCUUGGUACCAGCGUGAAGGGUACAUAAAAGCCAUGACAAAUUUAAUUGAAAAGGAAUUAAACACAUUUGACUGUCCUGAGAAGGUUGUGAUAUUUUUCAGUGCUCAUGGGGUGCCACUUGCAUACGUGGAAGAGGCUGGUGAUCCAUACAAAGCAGAGAUGGAGGAAUGUGUGGAUUUGAUAAUGGAAGAGCUAGAAAAGAGAAAAAUCACUAACUCAUACACUCUUGCAUAUCAGAGUAGAGUUGGACCCGUGGAAUGGUUAAAGCCCUAUACUGAUGAGACAAUCAUGGAACUUGGAAGAAAAGGGGUGAAGAAUCUUCUUGCUGUUCCUAUUAGCUUUGUUAGUGAGCAUAUUGAAACCCUUGAAGAAAUUGAUGUCGAGUAUAAAGAGUUGGCUCUUAAGUCUGGCAUUGAAAAGUGGGGACGUGUACCAGCAUUAGGAUGUGAACCAACCUUCAUUUCAGAUUUGGCAGAUGCUGUAAUUGAAUCUCUUCCAUAUGUUGGAGCUAUGGCAGUCUCAAAUCUUGAAGCUCGACAGUCUUUAGUUCCACUGGGGAGCGUGGAGGAGCUGCUGGCGACAUAUGAUUCAAAGAGGAGGGAGUUACCACCGCCUGUGACAGUGUGGGAGUGGGGUUGGACAAGAAGUGCAGAAACUUGGAAUGGAAGAGCGGCUAUGUUGGCUGUUCUUGUUCUACUGGUACUUGAAGUCACCACCGGGGAGGGCUUCCUUCGCCAGUGGGGUAUAUUGCCCUUGUUUCAUUGACUCACUGAUUGUACAUAGAUUACACACCCUUAUAAAUUUUGUUCAUUUACACAUUAUCCAUACAUACAUAAAUAAAAGGGAUAUAUACAUGCAUGUAUAAUGGAACCUUCCUAACAGAUUGCAUUUGCAGUUGCAGAUGAAUAAUGCAUCUGUGGGGAAGGGACUGUAUAAGGGGUGUUUGUCUUAGAUCUGCUUAUAAGUUUUAAAAAAAAGUUGAUUUGUUUAUAA